AAAUGGCUAAUCAAGUGUUACUUGAAUUGGAAUCAGCAGCGCAAAUAAUGUUGGCACCACCAUCUAUGGUAACCAGUGACCAGCGCCAUUCGGCAGAAGUGAUGCUUCUGAAUUUUCGCAAAACGAAAACUCCAUAUGCAUUAUGCAGACAUAUUCUUGAAACCAGCUUGGUGCCAUAUGUUCUUUUUGAGGCUGCAGGGCUUCUGAAAGAUGCACUUAUAAGGGAAUGGUCCUUCCUGCAGGAGGCUGACCUUAUUUCGCUUCGUCAGUAUUUGCUGCAGUACAUCAUACAGAAACAGUUACAGCCAUUUGUUCGAGAGAGAAUUUUACAAGUUAUCGCUAUAAUGGUUAAACGUGGAAGUGUAGAUGAUUUUGGGACCAACCGUGGACAGAUACUGACAGAAGUUGAGCAUCUUAUUCUAAGUGGAGACCCACCCAGGCAAAUACUUGGAUGUAACAUUAUUUCUGCACUGAUGCAAGAAUAUGCAACAACUGUCAAAUCAUCAGAUGUGGGUCUCACAUGGGAAACACACUUUAAAGCAAAGAAGCAAUUUCAGGUGACAGAUCUGAAGCGGAUUUUUCAGUUCUGUGUACAAGCUUUGGGUGAACUCUCAAAGUUGGUUCCUCCAUAUUCAGAUGAAGUGAUUGCUCUGCUGAAGCAUUUACUGUCCAUAGCAGAAGGCGUCUUGAGCUGGGGCUUCAUUUCAGCUAAUCUGCCAAAACGUUUGAUAGGGGUGUUUGAAGCCGUGUAUGAAUCUGAUCAGAGCCCAGCUUUGAGACUGGGAACCAACUGGAAGGACGUAAUUUUGGAUCCUAAUGUUGUCACUCUCUUCUUCACCAUUCACUGGAAGGUUCGUGAAAAUCCGCAGUUGGCUCAUCACUCACUCAACUGCUUGGUGCAGUUGGCAUCACUGAAUGGAACCGUGUUUGCAAAUAAGGAUGUUCGAGUUCAAUACCUUGCAAAUUACAUGCAAAAUUUUCUUAAUCUUGUGACAAGUGUGGACAUCAUGGACCGAGAAGCGCUUGGGAUAUCCAACGUUGUUCGCAAGCUGAUACUUUUCUUUCCACCACCACUGCUGGUUGGAAUGCCUGUUGACUUACUGCAAUCCUUCCUUGAGCAGCUGGCACAGCUGACUUGUAGGUUCUCUGAGGGAGCUGCACAGGAGGAAUCGUUGUGCGCAGAAGACUGUCUAUACAUGGAAGCAUUUGACCACAUGCUUGAAGCAUGGAUUUCAGUUCUUCAUGACUCGCAGUUCUUUCCAAAAGAUUUCUGUAAGCAGUCUUCAAUGCAGAUCUUCAAUAUAUACCUGAAGUGUCACCUCUCACCACCAGAUGGCACACGAGGGCAGGGCCGAGAACUGGAUGUAGAGGAAAUAGAUGAAACUGAAGAGGAUGACAGGACAAAGUUUAAGGAUCAGUUGCAGACGAUUGGCUCAUUUGGAAGACAGGUACCUGCCCAUUCAUUACCUCUGUUGGCCAAACUGCUGGAGGACCGUACAAAUCGCUUGCAAGGGCAGCUGCAGCGCAUGCACUCACAAGCCAUGAACAUAUCGGAUCCUAGUAUCCUGGAUUGCAUGUUUGAAGACAUUCAUUGGCUU
Molecule: messenger RNA, 1598 nt
Organism: Cryptotermes secundus
Lineage: Eukaryota; Metazoa; Arthropoda; Insecta; Blattodea; Kalotermitidae
Product: exportin-4
Biological process (GO): protein export from nucleus
Cellular component (GO): nuclear pore; cytoplasm
Molecular function (GO): small GTPase binding; nuclear export signal receptor activity
Source: RefSeq, a predicted model, not a curated record